GGAAGGAGCGAAUGAUAAUCAACGAAUUCAUAUGUGGGGUCGUUGAACAUCGUCAAAUUCUCAUGGGCGAGUCAAGACCAUCUUGGCAGAGAUGAAAACACGCAACAAUGUCUGAACAUAUACGCACUCCGACCAACUCUCCGCCCUACAGCCCGCCCACUGCGGCCACAGGUGUUCGCGCCAAACCUUCUGCCCGACAGGGCUCCGAUGAACGGAGUGGAAGCCAAGAACUGCAGUCGGCGCAAGCUUCGAUACCGCGGAUAUCCAGGAAAGUCAAGGCCUGCGCCGCAUGUCGGAAACAGAAGAUAAAAUGUCUUAUGGACGAGCGGGGGCCUCCGUGUCGGAGAUGCGCGGAGAGGAAUCUUGGUUGUGUCUUGAACAAGAGCCUCCAAACCAUCAUUGAUGAGAAGACUCAAUUCGCGGAUGCUUACUCAGAUGACCUCUAUAUGGUGUAUUCCACCCUCCAGGGCGUUCUGUCACGCCUCAAUAUGCCUCCCAUGGCACAGCUCAGCUCGUCCACUGGCCCUAGUACAAGUUACUCGGAGGACAUAUUGGGACCUCCUUCUACAAACUCGGCACCCCAGCAGCAGCAGCAGCAGCAGCAGCAAGAAUCGGGGCUAUCCUGCGACAACUCACCCAAUAUCGACCCGGAGGACGAGGGCUUGCCCCAUGUCCCGAUUCACUCCCUCUACCAUCUUACAAAGAUAAGUGCAUUACGCUCACCCGAUACGAAGGAAGUCGAAAGGCAUCCAGGUCAUCCUGACAGUGACGUGGUCGUCGAUUUCAUCUCGAAAGGGGCCAUUAGCGUGGAAAGCGCAGAGCGUCUCUUCCGGCUGUACAAUGACCGGAUCGACCAUUUCAUGUAUCGGAUUGGUUGCCCAUGCGCCACCUUGGAUGAGCUGCGGAGGAGGAGCUCCAUCCUGACGGCCUGCAUUUGCACCGUCGCAGCCCUACACGAUCCCCAGAGCGACAAUAUCUACGGCAUCUGCAGCCACGAAUUCCGACGCCUAAUGGCAAACUCCAUGUUCGACCGUCGAAUCAGCGUGGAGACUCUGAGGGCCAUGUGCAUCGCCUCGUACUGGCUGAGCGACAUCUCCUGGACCAUGUCUGGCUAUGCCAUCCGCAGGGCCGUCGAGUUCAACCUGAGCCACAGUUUCGACCGUGUCAUGGCUGAAGGCAGCGAAGAGGCCGCAGACCGUUUGAGACUGUGGUACAUCCUCUAUGUUUGCGACCAACACCUCGCGACAAUUUACGGUAGGCCGCCAGUUGUUCAGGAAGACUUCUCCCUGCACAAAAGCGAGGCCUUUCUCCGCUGCUCUGCAGCAACCGUGUCGGACAUAAGGCUCAUCAGCCAGGUAACCCUGCUCCUCAUCUUCAGCAAGAUUCGGGGCGUGUUUGGGCCGUACACUGGGAACCCGAUCCCACAGGAGUAUCUGGGCCACAUUGUCGACUUCAACUAUCAACUUGAGCAGUGGUACACGAAAUGGACAGGCGAGAUACAAGAACAUAGCGAGCAGCUCGGCCGGUUCCCUCGAAAAGGCGCUAUUCUGCACCUCCAUUUCGCGAAACUAUACCUAUACUCGCAUGUAUUCAGUGGCCUUCGCGGAUCUCCUGUCCCACCUCCGUUCCAGGAUUUCGCUUCAACCGCAGUCACCGAGGCAAGAGCCAUCAUCAACCUGCUUCUUGUGGAUCCGGACCUGAUAGACGGGCUCAAUGGCAUCCCGUCUUGGCUACACUCGAUGACAGCCUUUGCCUGCAUGUUCCUCGUCAGCGUGUCCACAAAACACGGUGCCUCGCUAGUCGAUCCAGUCCAGGUCCAUGAUCUUAUCACCAGGCUCGUUGAACUGUUCCGAUCUAUACCGACGGGAAAAUGGCAUCUCGUCCACCUGAUGGCGGGUGGUCUCGAGAAGGUUCUGGAUAAGCUGCGCCGCUAUCCCGCGGCACCUCAAUCAAGUGAGCUGUCGGUCGAUGCCUCAGUGACAGACCCGAAUUCAGACCCGAAUUCUGCCGACAUGCACAAUGGCAUGCUCACGGACUGGCCUCCCGGAGCAUCGUUUGGUGAAGGUCUCGAGGGGAGUCCCUUCUUUGAUAUGAAUUUUGGCAUUUCACCGCACCUACGCUUUGACCCGUCUGUGCUAAAUUUCGGCAACGCAGGACAUGAUUUCUGAGGCGUGACACAGUCAAGGGCAAGGGCUAUUCGGCAGCACAGCACAGGACAUGAUUUCUGAGGCGGGAUACAAUCAAGGGCUUU
Molecule: messenger RNA, 2251 nt
Organism: Phialemonium atrogriseum
Lineage: Eukaryota; Fungi; Ascomycota; Sordariomycetes; Cephalothecales; Cephalothecaceae
Exons: 5
Coding region: 108-2168 (686 amino acids)
Biological process (GO): DNA-templated transcription; regulation of DNA-templated transcription
Cellular component (GO): nucleus
Molecular function (GO): zinc ion binding; transcription cis-regulatory region binding; DNA-binding transcription factor activity, RNA polymerase II-specific
Source: RefSeq, a predicted model, not a curated record